AUGCCCUCUAGAUCCAAAGAGUACUCCAUUCCGCUUCACAUCUUUGUCCCGCAAAGCCUGUACGACAGUGCACCAGCCGAAGGGGCGCCUGUCCUCGUCGACUUCCACGGAGGCGGAUUCUACCUCGGAUCAUGCUUGGAGCAAGCGCCUUUCUGCGCGUACAUGGCGAGGCAGCUGGACAGCAUUGUGAUCAGCGUCGAUUAUCGAAUGGGUCCCUUCCAUCGUUUCCCCGCUGCCAUUGAGGACGGUGAGGACGUGCUCAGCGCUAUCCUCGAUGACGACUUUCCGGGCUACAAACCUCUCCGCCAAGCCAUCUCUGCGAGGAUAGCAUCCGAGAAGGCAAAGAUCGCAAAGAGCGGAGCCGCAGCGAUCAACGAGCAACAUAGACGAGAGCUGCAAGACGGUACAAUAGAACAGAUCCAAGUGCCUUCAACGAAUACUUCGACGGGCUCCGAAACGACUCUCUUUGGCUUUGACGCAGCCAAAGUGGCCGUGUCAGGCUUCAGCUCCGGCGGCAACCUAGCACUCAACCUCGCGCUCCACAUCAAGCCUCCUGAACUCGACGUCGAGUGGCCGAGCAAGUUCGCACGCGACCAUCCAGCCCCUAUCCCACUCCUUCUCUUCUACCCAUCCUUCGACCUUCGCCAGCUCCCCUCUCAGCGGUCUCGCCCAGAACACAUGGCGCUGCCCUCAGCAUUCUGGACACAAGUCGCCGACUCGCUCGCACCCACCUACGCCGACCGCGACCAGACGGAUCACCCGCGCGUAUCGCCCGGCUUGGCGUCGCUCGACUCACUCCAUCCGGCUGCACGUGUGUUUCUGGUGCUGUGCGAAAUGGACACACUGGCAGAACAGUCCAAGGAGUGGGUGGACAAGGUGCAGGCACACGACAGGACCGAGCACCUGGUCGUUGAAGACGUGGCGAACAUGAAGCACGGCUGGACACAGAUGCCCGACGGUUGGCUGUCCGAGGAGGAGAAGCAGGCCAAGGAGGCCGUGUUCACGAAAGCCACGGCCUUUGUCGAAUGGGCUUGGAAUGGGUCUCUGAAGGAGGACAAGCCGGAGUCGGAGGUGGUUGUGCCACAGAAGGAUACGGGCGAAGCCCAGACUGCCGAAUUGUCGCGGUGA
Molecule: messenger RNA, 1128 nt
Organism: Sporisorium graminicola
Lineage: Eukaryota; Fungi; Basidiomycota; Ustilaginomycetes; Ustilaginales; Ustilaginaceae
Exons: 1
Coding region: 1-1128 (375 amino acids)
Molecular function (GO): hydrolase activity
Source: RefSeq, a predicted model, not a curated record